Messenger RNA from Mercenaria mercenaria, 4225 nucleotides. Its product is annotated as baculoviral IAP repeat-containing protein 8-like. Gene Ontology annotation, molecular function: ubiquitin protein ligase activity; cysteine-type endopeptidase inhibitor activity involved in apoptotic process. Gene Ontology annotation, biological process: negative regulation of apoptotic process; regulation of cell cycle; positive regulation of protein ubiquitination. Bases 477 to 1814 code for a protein of 445 amino acids. NCBI's taxonomy places the organism in Eukaryota, Metazoa, Mollusca, Bivalvia, Venerida, Veneridae. The transcript has 8 exons. Gene Ontology annotation, cellular component: cytoplasm; nucleus. The record is from RefSeq and is a predicted model, not a curated record.
GAUUGGUUUUUCCGUUAUAUUUUUCCAGAUAAUAAAGACUGAUCAUCCAGUUGAAGGAAUGCCAUAUAGGCACCACAAUGGUUACAGAAAAAAUACUACAUUCCUCGAGGUACAUUCCUAAAGCUGAGCUCAUUGCUUAUUGUAAAAGAAUACAUUUGUGCAAAAGAAAUAGUUAUGGUCCUCAGCGCUUUCGAUGUGCUGAAUGGAAAUCCGUCAAGAAAAUAAUACAUCUAAUUGCUCGUGACAUUUGCGAAGCAGAUGCUAAUCAUCAGUAUACCAGUGACAGUGACGGUUCCCAUCCAAUGUUAAAUAAACGAACCAUUGACCGAGGAAGGUCAAGUGCUUUACCCUUUGUUUUGCAUAAAUGUGUUGUGUUGAAUUGGUGUUGGUACUGACAUCCAGUUCUUUUUGAAAAAAAGUCUAGCAACUAGAUUAACGUUUCUGCAUUAUUUCUUCAUAUUCAUUGUUUCGGUGUCAUGGCAGAUAAUUUUGCAAGAAACAGCUUUCCCCGGCAGGUAUCAUCAGAUCAGGCAAGUCAAGAGCGAUCUGAAAUCGCGUUUUCAAAUGAGGCGUCGUUUUCCGCAAUAUCCGCGGAAAAUGGUUAUAACUUUAGCACUGGACAUCAUGUGAUUAGAAAUGGUAUUCUUAAUGGUGACAGACAGCUUGAAUCAGCAUACACACAAUCUGUAGGAACAACGACAGUACCUCAAAGAUCGGUUAGACCCGCAAGAUAUCCUGACUAUAUAGACUACAGUCAAAGGCUGCAAACAUACACAAGAUGGAAGCGUCCACAUCCCGGUCCAGUAUGCCUUUGUGAAGCAGGCUUCUUCUUCACAGAUCAAGGUGACCUGGUGCGCUGUUUCCAGUGUGGUAUUGGUCUCAAAGAUUUCUCACAAGGGGAUGAUCCGAUACAAGAACAUGUACGAUAUUCGGGAGAAUGUCAGUACCUUCUUGAACAUCUCGGAGCUGCAAGAUUGUCUACUAUAAAGAACCAGCAGGCAGAAAGUAAUGGACAAGCACGUUACCCGCAACAUCCAGGGCCAAGCGUACAGUGCCGACAUCCUGAGUAUCAGACAUUUGAGGCUCGUGUUUCAUCAUUUACAGGCUGGCCGAAUUAUUUACGUCAGACACCAGCAGAGUUUGCUGACGCUGGACUGUAUUAUACUGGCUUAGAAGAUCACGUGCGCUGUUUCAUGUGUGAUGGCGAACUUCGACGUUGGGACCCGGAUGAUGUUCCAUGGAGGGAACAUAUUCGCUGGUUUCCGGCAUGUGAAUAUGCCAGGGAGAAGAAAGGGAAUGAAUUUAUAGCGCCCGUUCAAGCUUCGGAUCAAUAUAACUCAGAGGGACCGGAAAACGAGGAAUUUCCUGGUCGUCGAAGUCUGCCUUAUGCAUCUGGACAAAUAAAUCUGAGAGAUCCAGUAAUAAAAGCUGUUCUAGAGGAACAUAAGAACACCUGUCUAGAGAUGGGAUAUCAACUGAUAGAUUUUAACGAAGCUGUAGAAGAUCUGCGAAACAUGGGUUCUGUCAAACCAACUAUAGAGGAGAUAAUUGAAAUGGUGGAAAUUAUAAAGGAGAAGAAACAUCGCCAGGAAAGAGCUUCUGAGUUAGAACGACGUCAUCAUGAAACUCUCAUGGAAGAAAAUAUGCGUCUUAAAAGUUUGAUAAUCUGCAUGACGUGUGGACGGAACGCCGUUAACACUUUGUUCAUUCCGUGUACACACCAUCGUAUGUGCAUGGAGUGCGCGGAACCGCUGACACAGUGUCCAGUAUGCCAGAGACAUAUCAGACAGAAGAUUAGAACUUACCUAGCAUAGAUAAAACCUUUAUUUACCAAAUACGUUGGUCUUUGAUGCGUUUUUUAAAUGAAUCACUAUUUCUGUGUAAAAUAAUGUACCUGAAUGAUAAUCGCUGGCUUAUCGAUGGAAUUGUCUCCCUUGAAAAUACGCUUGAAAAAUCGGCGUUAUCGAUUUCUCGAUCCGAUUGAUUUUGCUACUAUAGAGAUAUAUAGGAAAUGAUUUUUUUAAUUGUAGUAACUUUUUUAUUUAUAAUGCCACAUAAUUUAUCCACAUAUCAGCAGAAACUUUAAUCUUUCAUUAUUAUAAUGAUGUAAAAAGUUUUGUGAUUUAAUAGCAUCUUAAUGCUUCCCUACUCGUUAUAAAAUUGAUACUAUCACUCCCUAUUCUCACAAUACAAAACAGAAGGAAAAGAGUCAUGUUUCAUAAAUGACCAUUUUUCAAAUAGAAAUUUCGUACUUUUAUAAUUUUAGUAUAAACAUUAUCCACAUAUGUGCACAAACUACAAAGUAUGAAGGUUUUAAUGAUGUUUAUAAAAUGAAAUGUAUCAUGAUCUUAAUGCUUCCCUGAUCAAUUUAAAUCGGUCAUAUUUAGUAAAAAACCCUUUUCUGGCCACUCUGUGUGGUGUGUGAAACGCGACCUAUUACAUAUAUAAUUUUACUGAUGGUCGAUUGCAAUAUGAAUGUUAAUGUUUCUUUUAUUUUCAUCGAAAACUUUUUAUUUUUCAAUGAAUUAUUUAAUUUCUUUAUUUUUUGCUAUGUGUAAUCGUUAAAGGGACAAGUACAGGUGAAACCAAUAUACCGAUUUAUUAGCCCACCAUCAUCAGAUGGUGGGCUAUUCAAAUCACUCUGCGUCCGUCCGUCCUUCCGUCCGUUAAUUAUUUCUCGUUAUCGCAUCUCCUCAGAAACUACUGGGGGAUUUUGACCAAACUUUGUCAGAAUGAUGUAUUUGUAUCCUAGUUGUGUCCCUCUGAAAAUCAGGCUGUUCAACAAUUUUUGAAUGAGUUAUGGCCCUUUGUUUAUUUUCAUUAUUUACAUAGAUUUAUAUAAGGAAAAACUUUGAAAAUCUUCUUUUCCAAAACCACAGAGCCUAGGGCUUUGAUAUUUUGUAUGUGACAUCAUCUAGUGGUCUUCUACUAAGAUUGUUCAAAAUAUUCCCCUAGGGUCAAAUAUGGCCCCGUCCUGGGGGUCAUAUGGUUUACAUAGACUUAUAUAGGGAAAAACUUGUCCAAACCACAAAGCCUAAGGCUUUGAUAUUUGUAAUGUAGCAUCAUCUAGUGGUUCUCUACCAAGCUUGUUCAAAUUAUCCCCCUAGGGUCAAAUAUGGCCCCCGCCCCGGGGAUCACAUGGUUCAUAUAGACUUAUAUAGGGAAAAGCUUAAAAUCUCUUGUCAAUAACCUACAGCAUUCAAAUUUGGACCACAUGUAUAGUUUUGAGUGGCAAGAUGAAUCUUGACACGAGUUGACCUUGAUUUUGACCUAGUGACCCACUUUUACAUUUCUCAAGUUGCAGCCUUCAAAUUUUGACCACAUGCAUAGUUAUGUGCACCGAAAAAAACUUUGACCUUGACGUUGACCUAGUGACCUACUUUCACAUUUUUGAAGGUACAGGCUUCAAAUUUGGACCACAUGCAUAGUUUUGUGUUCCGAAAUGAAAUUUGACCUUGAUUUUGACCUAGUGACCUACUUUCACAUUUUUCAAGCUUUAGCCUUCAGAUUUUGACCACAUGCAUAGUUUUGUGUACUAAAAUGAACUUUGAUCUUGAGAUUGAUCUAGUGACCUACUUUGACAUUUCUCAAGCUUUAGCUUUCAAAUUUGGACCGCAUGCAUGGACCACAUGCACAGUGUUGUGUACCGAAAUGAAAUUUGACCUUGAUUUUGACCUUGAGCUAGUGUUGAAAUUUGGAACAUUCGAAAAUGGCUCAAUGGUGGGCGCCAAGAUCACUCUGCAUACUGUACCAUCCUUUGUAUGCUUGUUGUCAUUAUUUUGACUUUUAACAGCACUUUUAUGGACUUGGAUUUCUCGGUUUUAUAAAUAUUAUCACUACUGUAAUAAUUUAGUCUAGAUUAUCAAUACUUAAAAAAUAAUGUUCUGUGAUAAUUAUGUGAUAUGUAACUGAUACUCAUGUGUAAUGUGAUGGCACUCUCUGUGAUAUUGAAUAUAGAAUAGAUAAUACUAUGAUAAUUAGGUCUUUCUUAAUCUUAAUUUUAAAAACCAGUAUUUUACUUUUUUAACUGAUGCACUUUUGAUACCCGCUGAUCUCUUAUAUUUUAGUUUGUUCGUAUUGAUAUAUGUAUAUAAUGUAUGUCCUGCAUAAUAGUUUUAAAUGCCAGCCAUUUAUUAUGUGCUAUGUUAAGUCGGUUUUAAAAGCUCACUAGAGCUUUUGUUAUUUGUUAUAUUUGCACCGACUUUGUAAAUAAAAUUUAUAAAUU